GUUCUUAAACUUUUCGCUAGAGGUGUGCACAGAUUCUCUCCAGGGUUAGCGCUUCGGUAAUCGUUUAGCAAUGGAACGUCCGUUAUUGGCAAGUCCGAAGAGCGGGGCUGGGAUUCCAGCCGUUUGUGGAUUAUUUGGCUUUCGUUUCCAGCAGGUGGGCUUUGGAAGGAGAUCUCGUAUGCAGCAGGGGUGUCAAAUUCCGGAUUCGGAAUCGAUGGCUUCUGGAGCGUAGGGCUUGAGGGUCUCCAGAGAAGAGCGGCUCUUUGGAAUCGGCAGCUUCGGGUUCGAUGAUCUUCAUCGGCGUCCAGUGCAGGUGAGGCUCAUCGGUUGGAGGAUAAGUCUUCCGAAUUGCAUGGAAAAUUUUGUUAGUCAGUACAAGAAGAUGACGAUUGGGAUAGAGAAAGAAGAAUUGGAUCUCGAUGAAGUUGAUAUUAAGGAAUCUCCGGUAAUGGAGACCAAUCGAGGGUUUCCUGUUGAAGCUCUCUUUUACCAUACUACAGCAGCUCGCCCUCCUCCGGAACCACCUCCGUGCAAGGAAGUAAUUUGGGGAAGGCUUUUGCUUUCAUACUAUUUUUGCUUUCGCGGUGCUUAUUUUUAUUUCAAUUCGAGCAGGUAUGGUCAGAUUAUUUUGAUUUGUGAUGAACUUUUGAUAGGCGGUGCUUCAUUUUCGAUCGUUUUAGGCUUCCUUUUGCCCGUUUUGUGUCUAGCGAGUCAUGUUGCUUUGUAUGGGUGGCUGGCUGACUCUAAGUCUAUUCUUGUGGCUUACAAUCGGAUCUGUAACAUCUGUCUGGAUUUUGUAUGGCUGUUUUGGUCUAUACUCUUUAGUAAUGGGAAACCGUUUUGAUGAGUAAAAAAA
Molecule: messenger RNA, 856 nt
Organism: Cuscuta epithymum
Lineage: Eukaryota; Viridiplantae; Streptophyta; Magnoliopsida; Solanales; Convolvulaceae
Source: the annotation of a GenBank genome assembly